Messenger RNA from Chrysochloris asiatica (Cape golden mole), 1422 nucleotides. RefSeq names its product heparan sulfate 6-O-sulfotransferase 3 (gene HS6ST3). The transcript has 2 exons. Gene Ontology annotation, cellular component: membrane. Gene Ontology annotation, molecular function: heparan sulfate 6-sulfotransferase activity. The record is from RefSeq and is a predicted model, not a curated record. NCBI's taxonomy places the organism in Eukaryota, Metazoa, Chordata, Mammalia, Afrosoricida, Chrysochloridae. The coding region runs from base 1 to 1422 and encodes 473 amino acids.
AUGGAUGAAAGGUUCAACAAGUGGCUGCUGACGCCGGUGCUCACUCUCCUCUUCGUGGUCAUCAUGUACCAGUACGUGUCCCCCUCCUGCACCAGCUCCUGCACCAACUUCGGGGACCAGCCCCGCGCGGGGGAGGCCGGCCCGCCAGCCGCUGCUGCCGCCCCGAAUCCCGCCCGCCGGGCACAGGCGCCGCUCGAGGAGUGGGAGCGGCGACCCCAGCUGCCCCCGCCGCCCCGGGGACCGCCCGAGGAGCCUCGGGGGGCCGUGGCGCCUGAAGAGGAGGAUGAGGAGCCGGGAGACCUGGAGGAGGAAGAAGAGGAGGAAGAGGAGGAGCCGGACCCUGAGGCCCCGGAGAACGGCUCUUUGCCCCGCUUCGUGCCUCGUUUCAACUUCACCCUGAAGGAUCUGACCCGCUUCGUGGACUUCAACAUCAAAGGGCGCGACGUGAUCGUGUUUCUGCAUAUCCAGAAGACUGGGGGCACGACGUUCGGCCGGCACCUGGUGAAGAACAUCCGGCUGGAGCAGCCAUGUAGCUGCAAAGCGGGUCAGAAGAAGUGCACAUGCCACCGGCCAGGCAAGAAGGAGACGUGGCUCUUCUCCCGAUUCUCCACGGGCUGGAGUUGCGGGCUGCAUGCCGACUGGACGGAGCUCACCAACUGUGUGCCGGCCAUCAUGGAGAAGAAGGACUGUCCCCGUAACCACAGCCACACCAGGAAUUUCUAUUACAUCACCAUGUUGCGGGAUCCAGUGUCGCGUUACCUGAGCGAGUGGAAACACGUCCAGAGGGGGGCCACGUGGAAAACUUCUCUCCACAUGUGUGAUGGGAGAAGCCCCACGCCUGAUGAGCUACCGACCUGCUACCCUGGGGACGACUGGUCUGGGGUCAGUUUGCGAGAGUUUAUGGACUGCAGCUACAACCUGGCCAACAACCGCCAGGUGCGCAUGCUGGCCGAUCUCAGCCUGGUGGGAUGCUACAACUUGACUUUCAUGAAUGAGAAUGAAAGAAACACCAUCCUGUUACAGAGCGCAAAAAACAACCUGAAGAACAUGGCCUUCUUUGGGCUCACCGAAUUCCAGAGGAAGACACAGUUUCUGUUUGAGAGGACAUUCAACCUCAAAUUCAUCUCUCCCUUCACGCAGUUCAACAUCACACGGGCAUCCAACGUGGAGAUCAACGAGGGCGCGCGCCGGCGCAUUGAGGAGCUAAACUUCCUGGACAUGCAGCUUUAUGAGUAUGCGAAAGAUCUUUUCCAGCAGCGCUACCACCACACCAAGCAGCUAGAACACCAGAGGGACCGGCAAAAGAGGCGAUUGGAGCGAAGGCUGCUACGGGAGCACAGGGGUCUCAUGUGGCCCAAAGACGACGGUGCCUCAGAAGGGGCAGUCACUGAGGACUACAACAGCCAGGUGGUGAGAUGGUGA